CUCUGUGCAGAUCUUCGUCGUCGUCGUCUUCUUCUUCUUCUUCCAGAAACCCUAGAAAUGCUCAUCUGAAUCGCGACAAGUUCUCCUCUUUGAAUGCAGCAACUUUAACAAGAAUGGCGGCGACAUUCAAAGCAGCCUCGCGCUACAGCUCCUACGACUCGCGCUCUUCCACGUCGUCCUCGACGGAACUCAAGCAGAAACCGGGCAAAUCUCCCGCGCUCGCGCCUGCCUCCUCGUCCUCAUCCUCCUCCCGCGCGCUUGUCAGGACCAAGGCCUCCGACCUCCCCUCCGGCGCGAAGAACCGGAACUUCGCGGACAUGGUGAAGAAGUUCAUGGGGAAGAAGUCGUCCUCGGGGGCGGCUUCGAGAGGGAAGCUAGGGAGCGCCAAUCUAGUGAUCCCCGUGGAUGUGAUCGCGGAGGACUUGAAGAAGGGGGCGAAGAGCAGGAAUCAGCUGGGCGUGUUGCCGAAGAAGCUGUUUGGAGGAGGAUUGGAGAAGAAGGUGAAGAAAGAGAGUGUGAAAGCGUUGACGGAGGUCAAGGGCGGAGGGAUCAACGCGCGGACUUUGGCGAUGGUGUUGAGGGGUGAGAGAGAGCUUCUGAGCGCGAACAAGGAGUUGGAAAUGGAGGUCGCUGAGCUCAAGUUAAUGCUCGAGCAGAAGAACAGAGAAGUUGAGAAGUUGAAAGAUCUGUGCUUGAGCCAGAGGGAUGAAAUCAAGGCAUUAAAGAGCGCGGUGCUUUUCCCUGAGGUGACAAAUAAUGAGCUUCAAGAACAAUUGGAGAAGCAAGGGACAGAAUUAAGGCAAGCCAAAAUGAUAAUCCCUGCUCUACAGAAGCAGGUCACUUCUCUCACUGGUCAGCUCCAAUGCCUUGCAGAUGAUCUCGCUGAGGUGAAGGCGGAUACAUAUUCUGCUAAGGCAUGUUUUCAACACCAGAUUGGCAGCUCCCCGAGGACUCCUAUAUACAACCAUGAAGAGGCAGCUAAUUCUUUGCAGUUUAGCUCCAGUGAAGCAACAGCCCCUGGUAGUCCAGAUGACUUGUUCCUCAAGGACUUGAAUCCUUGUUUAACUCCCAAUAAUGGCAAGACAGGAUCGUUGGAAUUUAAAGAGGAACUAGAGUAUAGUUCUUCAAGAUGUGUCGGCUUCUCUGACGGGAAUAUAGGGACAUUCUAUGAAGCUGGUUUCAACCCUUGUCCCAGGAAGUUGUCCAAAAGUUCUGAUUGCUGCCAGAAACCUUGUACCACCAACCGAAUGGCCCGCGCAGGUCGCAGAUAAGAUGAAAGCUAAUGCACAUACAGAAAACCCGUGCACCGGCAGUAUUUUCAAGAUGUAUUUCGAUUUCCAUCCAAAGGUUAUCUGCUCAAUGAUUCCUAAUGUCGCUUUUCAACUCCUUCCCACAAAACGGACAUAAUUGUGCCCGUAUCCUGUACCAUACCGAGUUCUUCCCUCACUAGCAAAGGGUCGUAACCAUGUUGACAGGAUAUCAGCUCGGCAUGUAUUAUAAGUUUGGUCAAUUAAGUGGUCCUAUC
Molecule: messenger RNA, 1525 nt
Organism: Rhodamnia argentea
Lineage: Eukaryota; Viridiplantae; Streptophyta; Magnoliopsida; Myrtales; Myrtaceae
Exons: 5
Coding region: 114-1271 (385 amino acids)
Source: RefSeq, a predicted model, not a curated record